AGCGACCCGGUUGGCAGUUGGCAGGUGGCAGGGUCCGGCCGGCGCAACGCUUUUUUAGGAGCUGGAAAGGACGCGCAUCGUCGAUGCGGCUGAACUCAACAGCCAGGCCCUCCUGCCCUACCAAGCACCGUUUCCUUUCGUUUAUUAUUACUGUUUUUCUGGUGUUUGCACUGGGAGAUUUUCUGGCCCGCCGCAGUGACGUCACCAAUGAACAAGUUCGAAUGCUGCUCCUCGUGGCCACACAGUCACCCGCUGAGUCGAGGCAAGCCGCAUAGAUUCUCAAGAUGGAAUCGGCCGGCCUCCGCCAUCGCUCGCGCGAGACGCCCAAGAAACAACCUGGCGCGACAUCGACGGCAACAACCGUCGAGAUCUCCGAGGUGAAGUCCCCCAGCACGGGCAGCACCAGCACAACCGCAUUCCAAACGCCGCCGCCAGCGCGGGACCAUGGCCACGACCCCUUCCCGCCCAUCACCCUCCGCGCCCCGUCGCACAGCCGCGACGAGGACGCGGUCCAGCCGCCGCGCUUCACCAUCGACCUGAGCGAGGCGCCCGAGCGGCGGUACAGGCACGUGGCCGACCACAUGCGGGAGGCCGUGGUCGUGUCGGACCUCGCCGACCUCUUCGACUCGCUGGUCCGCGACGUGGCGCCGGGACCCCUCGCGCCGGCCCUGCACGCCCUGGCGCGCCGCGUGCUCCGCCACCUGCACUGCGCCGAGGAGACGGCGGAGCUGCGCGGCAUCGCGGCCGCCUCGGGCAUCGCCCUGCACCUGCUGGUGGCCUUCAACGUGCUCCUGGACCUGCUGCUCGGCUGCUCCAGCGGUGGCAUGCGCGUUGUCUGCCCCGGGCCCGGUGGCGCCGGCGCGCCGCCCUCCUCCCGGAUCCUGCACUUCCGGACCCUGGACUGGGGUAUGGAGGAGCUGCGCGCCCUGACGGUCGAGCUCGACUUUGUCAGGCGGCCCGGCGGGCCCGUAGUUGCGACCACCGUCACCUACUUUGGCUAUGUGGGCGUCUUGACGGGCGUGCGCCGCGGGCUCAGCAUGAGCCUCAACUUCCGCCCGCACCACGACCGCUCCACCUGGCGCCGCCGGGUCGGCUUCCGCUGGCACCAGGCCAUGGUGGUGCUCGGGUUUCGCCAGAGCGUGUCGAGCGUCCUGCGCGCGCUGCUCCUGACGCCCGACCCCGAGCUUGAUGGGGAUAGCAUCCCCGCCAACGCAGAGAUUGCCGUGAGACGUCGGAAGUGGUGGGCGCGAAAGCCCAACAUAACUCGUGCCGCCCACAGCAGCCAGUCCCGAGCCAAGCCUCGUGUCACAUCGCCCAUCAUCCCUUACAUCAAGAAUCACCUCCCCGCCACGCGCUCGACGGCGGCGUACCUCAUCUUCUGCACCCCCGACGAGGCGCGCACGCUCGAGAAAGACAACGGCCACGGCCAGUUCCACUCGUCGCGCCGGUUCCACGCGACGUACAACCACGACAAGGCGGACGAGGCGGACCCGCGGCGGCUAGCGCAGGCAGCCCACGGCGCGGCGGAGGAGGCGGCGGGCAUGGGGACGAUCGUGGAGAUGUCCAUCAGCAGGGCCGGGGGCAUGGAUCGCCACUUCCGGCGCGCGUCCAGGAGGCUCAAGGCCAAGUCCAAGCCCGGCAGCGCGAGUAGGAGAAGCACCGGCAGCAGCGCCGACCACGCGCACGGCGACUGCAGCUGCGAGGUGGGCCCGGACGAUGUGCUCAGGCUGGUGCUGGACCCGGACAUCUGUAAUGAGGAGACACACUACGCCGUCGUCAUGGACCCGGGUCUGGGGAAGGUGCUCUGGCGGAGGGCGUUCCCGCUCGAGUUUCCCGCUGAGGUUGACGGCACGGACGAACUCCCAACGGGGAUGCGUUUCCCUGACAACAUAUCUUUGUAGCCCGCAGUCUGGGUCGGUUGCUGGGUCGCUACAACACUCUAGAACGAUACACAUUAUUGGAUUGAGGUCCAUCUAGAAUAAUUGAAAAGUAUUGUGUAAAACAUGA
Gaeumannomyces tritici R3-111a-1 is the source of this 2007-nucleotide messenger RNA. RefSeq lists its product as hypothetical. The coding region runs from base 285 to 1901 and encodes 538 amino acids. NCBI's taxonomy places the organism in Eukaryota, Fungi, Ascomycota, Sordariomycetes, Magnaporthales, Magnaporthaceae. The record is from RefSeq and is a predicted model, not a curated record. Gene Ontology annotation, molecular function: hydrolase activity, acting on carbon-nitrogen (but not peptide) bonds. The transcript has a single exon.